GCCAAGAUGCAAAUUAUUAACCGGGAUGGUCAACUAACUUUUUUGAAUGAAGCCUGUUAAUUUUAGGUAUUUUCUUUCCGAUAUGAAGCGAAGAAGAAAGAUAUUAACUGGAAUUAUAUGUUGAACCCGUAUCUUCUUGCUCAUUUAUUGGUUUAUCCCAAAAACUGAGAAAAUCAGACAAUAUUAACCACUUAGUCAGCAUCCGAAUUAAAAAUCUGAUUUAAUCUUGAUUAAACUCUGUUAGGAUCACGUUCCAUAAACGCCAAAAAUGAUAUGCGACGUGAUGCCGACGAUCUCGGAGGAUGGCUCCACAGAUCGCGAGUCGCAGGAGUCUGGGGACGAUGCAAACUACGAGCAGUUGAUGGUCAACAUGCUCGACGAGCGAGACAAGUUGAUGGAGGCACUACGUGAUGGCCAGGAGCAGCAGAUCGUGAUGCAGUCACGGCUCGAGGAGGUUGAGAAGGAGAAAGACAGUCUGCAACGACAGCUGCUCACAACACAACCGCAGGAGCUGGCCUCAUUGACAAAGGAACUUAACUGUGUACGGGAAGCUCUUCACGAGAGAGAGGAGGAGGUGACCGAGCUCAAAGCUGAGAGAAACAACACGCGGCUUUUGCUAGAGCACUUAGAAUGUCUUGUUUCUCGUCACGAGCGGUCGCUUCGUAUGACAGUAGUGAAGCGUCAGGCAUCGUCACCUGCAGGGGUCUCGAGUGAGGUUGAGGUCCUGAAAGCUCUCAAGUCCCUGUUUGAACACCACAAGGCCCUCGAUGAGAAGGUCCGUGAGCGUCUCCGUGUGGCCCUGGAGCGGGUGACAACACUGGAGGAGGAACUGGUCACUGCCAACCAGGAGUUAUUCACACUGCGGGAGCAGCAGACCAAGUCUCGCCACUCAAGUGGAUCAACUGAGGAUGGACGUCAUGCGAACAAGGUGGAUACGACAUCCCCCUCCCCGGGAUCAGACCAUGUUCUGGAAAAAGAUCACCAUCCUAAGAGAUUAUCUAAUGGUUCUAUAGACCCAGACUCAGAUGUGAACAGGGUGAUAGAGCUUCAGGAGACCGUGGAGAAGCAGAACUCCGAGCUGACAAACACCCGCACAAAGAUGCUUGAGAUGAACAACAAGUUGACAGAGCUGGAUGAGAGCUAUACCACUGGGCAGAAGGACUUGAUCAAGGCUCAGGAGCAGGUCGUCAAGCUGCAGAGAGAUCUUAGAGAGUCCAUAGCGCAAAAGGAAGACCAGGAAGAGAGAAUAGCCACUUUGGAGAAGCGUUACUUGAACGCUCAACGGGAAUCCACCUCACUACAUGACUUUAACGAUAAACUUGAGUCAGAACUGGGCGCCAAGGAAGAUGAAGUGAAGGCUCUGGAGGAGAAGAUCCGUGGCCUUCAGGAGCGUAUUGAGGUCCUGGAAAACAAACUAGCAGCCACACAGCAGCAGGCUAAGGCCCUGCCAACAGUGGAGGCCCAGCUGGCGCAGAGGAUGGAGGCCCUGACAGAGGCGGAACAGAGACACGGCUCCAUCGAGGAACGUAUACAGCAGCUUGAGGAUAAGGUUUCCGAAAAGGAGUCAGAAUUACAUAGGGCACGUCAUCGUGACAAGAUGAACGAGGAGCACAACGCGCGUCUGUCUGCGACGGUGGACAAGUUGUUGACAGAGAGUAACGAGCGGCUGCAGCUCCACCUCAAGGAAAAGAUGCAGGCCCUCGAGGAGAAAAACCAGCUCACUCAGGAACUAGAGCGGACCAGGAAGGCACUGGAUGAUGCACAGCAAGAGAAGGAGAGAAUGUUAGAGGACCUUCAACGAGCCAAGAGAGAAGUUGACACGCUGCGGCAGCAAAUUGAGCAUCUUGCCGGAGACUCGAUGUUUUCCAGCCAAGGGGACGGCUACCAGGUGCAGUUUGGAAGUCCGGAUGAGAGCGUGACGCGCAGGUCACAGCGUGGGCGGGAGUCACUUGAUGACCCAGAUAAGGUGAACACACUGAAUGAACAAGAAUGGGAGAAACUGCAGCAGGCUCGGGUGAUUGAGAAUGUCCAGCACGCGUUUGACACGAGUGACGAGGGCUCCGAGGGUAACGAGAGCCUGAUAGGGGCCUUCGACAUGCUUUCCCCGUCCGGACACACGGACGCACAGACACUCGCCCUCAUGCUGCAGGAACAGCUUGAUGCCAUAAAUAAUGAGAUAAGGUUAAUACAGGAGGAGAAGGAGACCACAGAGCAACGCGCAGAGGAGCUGGAGUCACGGCAACCAGCAUCUGCCGUUCCGGCCCACUUGUACACAUACUCAUCGUCGAGUCCGCAGCUCGCAUCAACCGCCACAGACGAGCGGCCACAGCAGCAGUACAGUCGAGACGAUGCGUCAAUCAAGGACGAUAGCUUGCCAAUCCACUGUGAGUCGAGUCCCCCAAACACGCCGCGUUCUCUCCGUCUAGAACGGAUACAGAACGCCCUGUCCCAAAGUACAGACAGCUAUGCGAAUCGUACGGUGAUCAACACGACCUCGAGCACCCUCUCGAGCACGGCAAGCAGUCAGGACUCACUGAACCGCUCCCAGAAGAAGAAAGGCCUCAAGUCCUCCAUACGUACACUCUUCGGCAAGAAGGAGAAGCCAAAACACAAGGGGUCCAUGAGCAGGGACUCUCAGCAAGGCCCAGGUUACAUAGACGCUGGUGGAGAUAACACAGAUACUCUAGGCCGAGGACUUGGGCCCUCAGAGUUUGACAAGCGAAAGAAACGCAAAGAGGAGCUACUAGAGGAAGCCAUGAAGGCGUGUACACCAUUUGCCCUCUGGAAUGGUCCGACUGUUGUAGCAUGGCUAGAGUUGUGGGUUGGCAUGCCGGCAUGGUAUGUGGCUGCAUGUCGCGCAAACGUGAAAUCCGGAGCAAUCAUGUCUGCACUAUCAGACCAGGAAAUUCAGCGGGAAAUUGGAAUCUCGAACCCUCUCCACCGGCUCAAACUGCGACUGGCGAUCCAGGAGAUGGUCUGUCUCACUUCACCGUCCGCACCGAGGACCUCACAAAGUCAAUCUCUAGCGUUUGGGGACAUGAACCAUGAGUGGAUCGGUAACGAGUGGUUGCCGGGCCUGGGACUCCCGCAGUACCGCAGUCACUUCAUGGAGUGCCUCGUGGACGCUCGCAUGCUUGACCACCUCACUAAGAAGGACCUCCGCGGACAGCUCAAGAUGGUCGACAACUUCCAUAGAACAAGUCUACAAUACGGAAUUAAUAGUUUAAAGCGAUUAAAUUACGAUAAAAAGGAAUUGGAAAGUAGAAGAGAAAAAUCAUUAGAAGAAAAUACAGAUGUUUUAGUAUGGACCAAUGAACGCUUAAUCAAAUGGGCACAAGGAAUAGGAUUACGCGAUUUUGCCAACAACCUGCUAGAAUCAGGCCUUCACGGGGCGUUGAUAGCCCUUGACGAGAGUUUUGACCACAACAGCAUCGCCCUGGCCAUGCAGAUACCCACACAGAACACAAAUAUCCGAUCGAUACUAGAGCGUGAGUUUAACAACUUGUUGGCACGUGGCACAGAUCGCCAACUGGAGGAGGGAGAAGGAGGCAGAUUCCGUCGGGCCCCAUCAUGGCGUAAGAAGUUCCGCAACAAAGAUCGCAGCAAGGACGGUGGCGAAGACGGGGAGGGGUCAGAGGCUGGGGCUCAGGGGUCUUCGCCCCAGGUUCAGCGGCGCAUGACCGGCCCUGGGUUAGCCGGCCAGCUCCAGAUGACUGAAACCAUGAGGAACUUCUAGACCUGCAAGCUUCCACCAACGCGGAUCAGGUCCACCAUAUUGAGGACCUUGACCUUGGAUAGGUCGCCAUGGCAGUGACCUUGACUUUUGAUAGGUCGCUUGGAUUAUGACCUUGAUUUAUGAUAUGUUGCUAUGUCAAUGAAAUGGACUUUGAAAAAAGUCGCUAUGGUGAUGACCUUGCCCUUACCGGAGGUCUCACAUGUGUUUGCUAGUCAGGUUUCUCAGCCAUACCCCCCCUACUAUAGAAGAGUGAUUUGGGUGUAUUAAAUUCAACUUGGAAAAUGCAGGGAACAUCUUGAUACGCUACGAAGGCACUACAGCUUUAUGCCCACUAUUAACAAGGUCUUGACUUGAGUAUGAUGUCUUUUCAGUUUUAAGCCUUGUGUGUUCAUUGUAUAUUAUUAGGAUUUGUUUGCAGUUUAACCAUUGCAGUUGUGACCAAUAUCCAAGUGUGGGUUGUUCUCUGAGGACAUUGUUAAGUGGUCGACAUCACUAUACAGAGAACAGUCUAGUCUGCUAUACCUAGAGACUUGUGCCGGCGCUGGACAGUUGCAAUAGAACUUAUAUAGAAGUUCACAUUAACCAUUCAUCCGAUGUUCAUAGCAGGGCUUCCAUUAAGAAUUCGGAACUGGAAGUAUGUCUCAGCUUCCUUUCCAUCAAUUUUGGAAGAUUUUCCUCUCUGAAAUGUGGUUUAAAUCUGGUGAACGCAGCAAUUUUGUUCAGCUAUUGUGUUAAAAUGAAAUAGUUUGCAAAUAAUUUGCCUAGCUUUACUAAUUAAAUUCAAAUAAUUUGAAUUUGCUUCAAGACUGAUUAUAAAUGUGACCAUAAAAGAAACAAUGUCACCAGAUUUGUUAUAUUCAAACUUCACAGCCUUCACAUUUGGAAAAUUCCUCCAAAAUUUUGGAAGAAUUUGAACUUCCAAGGACUCCGAUAUACUGGAAGUUUUACCCCAUUUUAGGGAGUAAUUUACUUCCAAACUUCCUUUAACGGAGGCCCUGCCACAGUUCAUUGCAUUACAGUAUGUAACGUGUUUUCUAUUGCACAUAUUUGAACCUUUAAUACUUGUAUUACACGAGCUGUUGAUUAAAUGUUUGUGUGUUAGUUAUUGUAUAUAAAAGAUAGUGUAUACCUUUAAAUAAAUGUUAGUGAUUCUGCCCGACAUUCUGUUGUUGAGCGUACUAGCUUUAAAAGAUGUUGGUGUAUAAUUGUAUCAACUCCAUACAAGCUGUGUAUAUUAUUAAACAUUUUGCACUAAGUCAUUAAUUAGGGGUGAAAAUCUUCCACUGUUUCGCGGAUUUCUCGGGCUUUUUGGGCUCCAAGGCAAAAACCCCAAAGGAACCCUCAGUUUUAUUGUUAUUAAUAUUUGUUUACUCUUAAAGCUGCAAUCUCACAGAUUGAAUGUUUUGGCAACUUUUUUAAAUUUUUGUCUUGGACGAGCCAAUUUUUACCAAAAUCCAUGGAAACCAGUUAUAUAAGACUGCUGACAAAAAAUUAGAUCCCAGAUUUUAUAUUUCAGUUCAAAAAUUGAUUUUUUGUGCAUUUUUCUUAAACCGUUACUUAAGCCAAAAACCUUUAAUUUUCGAACGGAAAUAUGAAAAUCUACGAUCUGAUUUUUUGUAAGCAAUCCUAUAUCAUUGGUUUGCAGAUAUUUACGCAAAAAUUUGCUCUUUCCAAGACAAAAAAAUAAAAAAAAGUCGUAAAAAUGGUAUAUCUGUGAGAGUGCAGCUUUAACAACUAAUACUGAAAUGUCUGAUUGCAAUCUUAAGGGCUGUUUCAAUGAAGGUCUUAGUGUUGAUUUUAUUUGUAAAUUUAAACGAUCUAAGUAACAGAUUUCAUUAUUUUGCUACCAAUUUGUAUGAAUUGAACUUGACCAGACAUUGAAAGUAAUCACGAAGUUUUUUUUUUUUAUACCAUUUGUGAAGUUUUUAAACUUACAAAAGUAGUUAAAAGUAAUGAAUAAAAUGGUUUAUUGAAAUGACCCCUUAGAUUCUUAAUAUGCUUCAAACCUAGGAGCUUAGUCCCGUCAUCCUCACCAAUGAGGUGCCCUGGGCCCGCCAAGGUGCCAAACUGGGCUCCCUGGAACCGUAGCGUAAAGUUGAGGGCAAUAUACCAUCAGCCAUUCUCACCCCUGAUUAACUGAUUGCCAAUAGUUAAAAAAAUUGGUUAACUUUAGAUUUUUUUAUCUUGAUUAUAUUUAUUUAUAAUUUUCAGCCAAAAUACAUAUGAGCAAAUAAAUGCAGGUCAUUUGAUGUGGUGUACUAUUGUAUGAAUUUGUAAUUAAACAUUCAGGCAUAUAAAAAAAAAAAUGUUUGUUUGUGGUUUCAUAUCCCACAAUUUUGUUUUUACAAGGUAGGUCAGAUUUAAAAAAAAAAAUCUUGAUUUUUAAAAAAUUGUUUCUUGAUUUUUCUAUAACCAAAAACUAAAGCUUAUGAACACCUAUACAUUCAGUAAUAACAUCACUGGUAUUGUUUAAUGCCAAAAACAUUUCAUUUUUAAAUGAAAAAAAAAAAAAAGAUAAAAAAAUCAUUCCCAAGGCAAUAACCUUUCUAGGGUCUAGGCCAAAAAAAGGGUAGCUCGGGAAACCAUAAACAAACAUAUAAUUUUAUUAUGCCUAAGGCAUGAGUUAGAAAUGAUUCCAUAGCUCUAGUAUUAUCAUUAAUCAUUUUAUUUCACAUGGCUAUCUCAUUAGUUUCAUACCCUUAAAAGUUAAAGGCACCUUUUCACGUUUCAUAGGGUCAGACUUUGAUUUUUUUUUUUUGUGUGUGAAUUUGAGCUCUCUUGAAGAUAAUUGAAAUAAAGAAAAAAUGUCUUAUUCAAACGAAGGGAGUGCAAAAUGGAAGCUCUCGGAACAGAAUGGUUACCAUUUCCAAAAUUUCAUUUACUAAAAUUGAUCAUCCUCAGAUACAUAGAAUAUGUGACAGAAUAUGCUCUAAUUUGCCAUAAAGAGUUAAAAAGUUAUAUUUUGAAAAUUGUUUAUUUUAGACUUGGAAUUAUAAACUUCUGUUCAAAUGAAGAUCUGCCUGUUGUCAUUUGGUGUAAGUUCAAGUAAAUAAAAAAACUUUAAAGCCUAUAAACACAUAAUGAUGGAAGUAUGGGCCCUAUAUGCCAAAUAUACGAUAUAUUUGUUUUAUACAAGGCUUGCAUUAUUUCCAUAGGUUAAUUUGUUUGCAGUUUCGGUCACAUUGUUACGAAGGACUUCGUUGAGAUUUACUUUGUUUCCCCGAGAUAUUUCGGAUAACAUUGACUUCAAAAGAUGAUUUUUGCAAGUACAUUGAAGGUUUCAUUAAGCUGUUAAGCUAUUUAAUACUGUAUUAGUCUAUGGAAAUAUCAAAUAAAUGCUAUAGUUCUGACAUACUAAGAACAAGUGUAUUUAGAGUUAGUACUGUCUUGUUUAAGCAUAGGUUAGUGUUUGUUAAUACGCAUGUAUGCAAUUCGGCGUGGUCAGGGCCUGCAUUAACUGGCUUAGUGUUCAAAAUUAUAUUUUGUCUACUGUGACUCUGUCUAUGUUUAAAUCCGCUAAUGUACCUUAUCAAAAUCACUAACAGCUGACUACUGAUUUACCAAAUUAAACUUGCAGCAAAUUUGAAAAAAUACUUACCCCAUAGGACAAAAUAUAAUUUUGAACACUAACCCAUUUUUGGGUUACUAUAUACUAUCAUAAUGCUAUUUAUCACAUGUGUUAUUUGGUUCGCUCAGUGAUUAACAGUUUCAUUGGAGCAAUGAUUACUUGUAUUAGCUUUUGAAAGGUUGUGAUUGCUGUCUUCUUCAGUUGUUUUUGUAAGAAACCUAGCGAUGGCAAUGAUUUUUAUUAGGGCAAAUUUUGAUCGCAUUCUCCUUAUUUUGUAUAUAAUGUUCCUAAGAAAAGUCAGUAUCUUCAGCGUGAAAAAUUUAAAAUUUCACCUCGACCAUAACUUUAAAACUGUGCAAACUAGUUACAAUAGACUUUGUACAAAUUUUGCCAUAGUCUUAAGGCCCAUAAUUCUAGCCUAAGAACUAACUGAGUUUUGCCCUUUUUAUACUGGAAAACAACAGUAUUGGCAUAUAAGAGUGGUGGAGUGGUAUAGGUACCUGCCUUUCUACCAUGAGCAUGUGGGUUUGAUCCCCACUAGGGCCUCUCAAAAAGGACACAGUACUAGUUUCUGCCCAGGAAAUGGAUUCGAGGGUCAUCUUAUAAGCAAUCAGCUUUCGUCACCAUCGAGCUGAAAUAAAUUAGCAUAAACCAACAGAAUUGGCACUUGCUCUGUGGCGCUCUUGUUGUUCAUUUUGUUUUUCAAAGCUGCUUCUUAGUUGUAAACAGGACAAACAUGUAUAGGGUACAAAUAAUAGCAUUCAGUAUUCAAAAAUAACUUUGUGUGUAUUUCUGGAAAUUUGCAAUUGAUUUUUUUCCAAAAGGUUGUAUUAAUUUGUUAAACUAUUGCAAUUCAGUAUUUUUAUUUGUCCCUGUCAACCGUACGAGACAUUAUGUAUUCAAAAGCUAUUAAGGUCUCGGAUGAACAAAGAAGCUAUUGAGGUCGAUGGUGAACAAAGACGUUUUGUCGUUUCAUUUAACCAUAGGUAAUUUUGUAGUUUAUUUUGUAUCAUUUAAAAGGGUAAUUCUUAUCACUAACAUGUUAAAUAAAGGAUGACAAAAAUUUAGAAAAGGUUUAUUGCAGUUUGUAAUUUUGUUCUUUAUUUGAAUUGAAAUCAUAUGUGAAUCGACCUAUUUGUAAUCUUUUAAGGCCAAAAAAAUAUUGUUUUCAUACAAUGUCGGAUACCUCCGAUACACACUUGGCUAUGCUUCAUUGUGUAUCGUGGCUAGGAAAAUCUCGUAAUCAUGAAUAAAAAAUGAGGCAGUUUCAUUUGGUCAGCAAGGAACCAGUGUGGAAACAUGCACAGAUAGUGUUGUUCUUAUGUUUUCCCGUAGAAAAAGUAUUCUGCCGAAAUCUUGAAUUGUACUAGAUUCACAAGAUUACAGAUUUAAAACACCCACCUAGACCACUCCCCUGUGGAGACAACUGACAAUAACGGAUUAUUGAAGAGUACUAACUUGUAACAUAAGAUUUCAUUGGAAGAAAAGUUUUCUCCCCUGCCUCAUAGAUAUAUAAUGAGAUUUUGUCAGGUAAAUUUUACAAAAGGUGUAUGAAGUGUAACAGAAGUGGUACCAUGGUUGGUGAUGGUGGGUCUUAAUAUGGCUAAACAAACAACAUUCUUUCUAAACAUAAGAAUUAUGCUGAAUGGUAUCUUUGAAGUUAGGUUACAUAUCACAUUAUUGCUAUAGUUAAAUUAUUUUAUUUUAUUUCUCAACAUAUGCCAGAUGAUAUCAGAGAACUAUAACACUCUUAUAUAUUUGUUCUAUACAAUUAUACGAAAUUAAAUGAGUUUAUAUGAAGGAUCUAUUUAAUUGAAUUUUUUUAAAUUGAUUAUUUCAAUUCUUAUUAAAUGACCAUAAUUAUGAUAUGUUAUUUAUAUGAUAAAUACUAAUUUUAUGAUUUACAUCACUAAAUACAUAAUAAGUCGCUAUAUAGCAUGCAUAUUUUAGCACUAUCUAUUUAUGAUGACAUGUCAAAAGUUUUUACACUAGUUGCUUAUAUAUAAAGUAUAUAUAAAGACGUUAUUUCUUGUGAUGUCAUUAAUGAUAUAAAUCAACUUCUUUGUUCAAUUUUUGGAAUCCCAAGUUUUGAAAUCCAUUUCAUGCCGCUCUUGGUUGGGUUAUUACAUUAGUGCUGACAAAAAGUGUUACCUUUUUUUUUAAAGCAAUAAAUAAAUUGAUACUUGUAUUAUAUUAAAUUUUCAAUUGCAUUUGUGUGAUAAUAUAAUCUGUCUGAUCUUUAAUUUGUUCAUACAUUAGUGGAGAUUUUCAGUAACUUCUGCUGUUCCCUGAGCUGAUGCCCAUUUACAGUUUUAGGAAAGCAAAAACAAACAAUAGCCAUCGCUUACUUAGCAAGUGGUUUCGGCAGUUUAGAAUUUUGCGACUUAAAGCUUACAGUCGGGGUUUUACAAAUCACUGGAUUGUUUUUUUGCAGUUACUAAAAUAUUAGGAAUAUAUACAUCAACUUUUAGAUGUAUGAUGCUUGGAUUUAUCAGUACAGAAAACCACUGUUUCCUUAAGCAAAUUCUACCAUUCUCCAGGCUUAAAGCUGCUCUCUCACAGGUUGAACGUUUUGACAACUUUUUUUUAUUUUUUGUCUUGGAACGAGCCAAUUUUUGCGAAAAUCCAUUGUAACCAGUUAUACAAGACUGCUGACAAAAAAUAAGAUUGCAGAUUUUUAUAUUUAAGUUAAUUUUUUUAUGUUUUAUGCAUUUUUCUGAAAUCGUUAGUAACGGUUUAAGCCAUAAAACAUUCAUUUUCGAACAGAAAUAUGAAAAAACUGUGAUCAGAUCUUUUGUAAGCAGUCCUUUAUCAUUGGUUUGCAGAUAUGUAUGCAAAAAUUUGCGCUUUCCAAGACAAAAAAUAAAAUAAGUUGUAAAAAUGGUAUAUCUGUAAGAGUGCAGCUUUAAAUGAUGCAAGAGUAAUGGCGCGCAAUAAACUAAUAAAACUGGACAUUUUGAAACAUGAGUUACAGCACCCUAUUGCAUUGCCUCUGUUAUCUUUAUGUAAAUACAAAUGUCCAUCAGAAAUCACAUGCUGUGUGGUGAUUAAUAAUCUGAAAGCGUUCUUUCAUGACUGUUCAUUUAUACUUAUUUAUAAGUUGUAUAAAAUAUGCUAGAAUUUUAACCAAUUUUAAUCAAAGUAUAUAUAGUAAUGUAUUAUAUGUACAUGAGAUAUUUAAAACCAUGUUGUAAAAGUAGAUCUGAGAUAAUUAUGUACUAAAUGUUGAUUUUUCAUUCAGUUUUGCAUGUUUGUAUUGUUAAGAUUUGAUUACAAAAUAUACAUGUACACUUUCAUAGCUAGCUACAACCAUUGUAACCGUUUUUCAUUUUGUAUUUAUUAACAAGAUUCAUGUAACAUGUUCAUGUGAUAUAUAUCUGACAUUGUGUGGAGCAAUUUUUAUUUUGUAAAGUAAAUUUAUGAUUUUAACUUAUGCAACAGGUAUGUGUGCCAGCUUGACACUGGUACUGCUGUAUAAAACAUUCUCAUCUUCUUCUCAUCUGAAUCUCAAUCUAUAUUUUCUGAUUCUAUGACAUUGCUGAUAAGCCAUGUUAUAUUCAUCUAGUAUUUAGAAUUAUUAGCUCGUCUGUAUUUAUAAAUACAAUCGAACCUUGUUGACAUGAACACAUAAGGACUGACUAAAAUACAUCGAGCCUCGAAAAGUUUGAGCCAAAUUAAAGAUUGCUUACCUUCAGUAUGUAUAGAUUGGUCCUUAACAUCCAGUUCGUGCCAACGAGGAAUUUGAGCCAAGCGAGUUCGAGCCAACGAUGUUCAACUGUAUUUUGAAAGCCUUGAUGUGGUCGUCUGUGCAUUUGUGCCAAAACUUUAACCUUGACCAUAAAUUAAUGACCGUAUAAGAUUAUUCCUAUGAAACUUGGUAAACAUCUUGCCAUAAACAUUACACUCAUGGUGAUGCAAUUUCCAUAACUUUGUCUUUGAUAAUUGUCCAGUAAUGACCCUUUUUUAAUCGAAAUAACAGUAGAUGGUAGAAUUGGCGUUCGCACAGCAACGCUCUUGUUUCAAAAUGUAACAAGUAUUGCCUUUUCUCCUGAUAUACAAAUAUUAAUGCCACUGGAGUGCUGCCCCUUUUUUGACGGAAAAAACACGCACUACAAAUUAGCAUUGGCAUUCACUCUGUAGCUCUUGUUUCAAAAUGUAACAAGUAUUGCUUUUUACCCCCCUUUUCUCCUGAUAUACAAAUAUUAACGCCACUGGAGUUAUGCCCCUUUUUUUGACUGAAAAAAACAACCACAACAAAUUAGCAUUGGAAUUCACUCUGCAACGCCUGUUUUCCCCUAUUCUCCUUAUACACAGAUAUAGACUACACUAGAGAGGACCUUGGCAUUUCAAUAGAGUAAAUUUCAAUUAGAUUAACAUUUAAUUCCCAAAACUAUGUUAAAAUGAUAUUAUUAAGAGCGACAUGUCCCUUUGAUGAAAAAUUCCUGCAGAUUGUUCUUAUUAAUAUUUAAAAAAAAAAAUGCAAGUCACUUUCUAAUAUUCUGACAUCUGCACAAGAAGUGCCAAAAUCAAGGUCUCAGAAUAUUUGCAUGUCAUUUAUUUUUGAAUAGUUGAAUAACUUAUUGUACUUUUGUUAUGUAUUGUUCCGAUAGUAUAUAUGGGAUUGACUGUUUGGUUGAUCAUAUGUUUUAUCAAUCUGAUCUUAUAUAAAUUUAUUUGUGUGCAUCUCACAAUCGGAUCCUUUAUAAAUAUAUUUGUGUGCAUCUCACAAACGGAUCCUAUAUAAAUUUAUUUGUGUGCAUCUCACAAUUGGAUCCUAUAUAAAUUUAUUUGUGUGCAUCUAGAUACGUUACUCUUAAUCUUUUUCUGCAUUUUUUCUUAGCCUUUAUACAGCAGUAUUACCUGUGAAGUGGCCCCACAUUAUCUGUCACUGUAUUUGUUAGUAAAAGCUGGAAGCUGAUUUGUCCUGUCACAGGAGUAUCAGUGAAAAAAUAAAAAAGCUGAACAAAAUA
Mya arenaria is the source of this 12274-nucleotide messenger RNA. Its product is annotated as liprin-alpha-1-like. The transcript is spliced from 24 exons. Gene Ontology annotation, cellular component: presynaptic active zone. Gene Ontology annotation, molecular function: protein binding. Gene Ontology annotation, biological process: synapse organization. Lineage: Eukaryota; Metazoa; Mollusca; Bivalvia; Myida; Myidae. Bases 269 to 3736 code for a protein of 1155 amino acids. The record is from RefSeq and is a predicted model, not a curated record.